Messenger RNA from Neohortaea acidophila, 1006 nucleotides. RefSeq names its product Phospholipase/carboxylesterase/thioesterase. Gene Ontology annotation, cellular component: cytoplasm. The record is from RefSeq and is a predicted model, not a curated record. Gene Ontology annotation, biological process: protein depalmitoylation. The transcript has 3 exons. The coding region runs from base 76 to 783 and encodes 235 amino acids. Gene Ontology annotation, molecular function: carboxylic ester hydrolase activity; palmitoyl-(protein) hydrolase activity. Lineage: Eukaryota; Fungi; Ascomycota; Dothideomycetes; Mycosphaerellales; Teratosphaeriaceae.
GUGCAAGGAGAAAUAUCAUUGACCUAUUCAUACCUUUUCUACAUCCUACACUUUGAACUAUUGAAACCCUUCGCAAUGUCUGGCUUACCAGCGUUAGUGGUGCCAGCCAUCAAGCGGCACACCUCGACCGUGAUUGUCGCGCAUGGCCUAGGAGACAGCGGCGCAGGAUGGAUGUUCCUCGCCGAAAGCUGGCGCAGCAAGCACAAAUUCGAAGAGACCAAGUUCAUCUUCCCCAACGCCCCCUCCAUCCCCAUCACAGUCAACAUGGGCAUGCGCAUGCCCGGCUGGUACGACAUCACCGACUUCGGUGACCUGCACAACCGCACCGACGACGAGACGGGCAUCGCGCGCAGCCAAGCAGUCUUCCACAACCUCGUAGCCGACGAGAUCAAAGCCGGCAUUCCCACCGAGCGCAUCGUGCUCGGCGGCUUCAGCCAGGGCGGCGCAAUGAGUCUGCUGGCGGGCGUGACGUGUCCAACGAAGCUGGGAGGCAUAUUCGGGCUGAGCUGUUAUCUUUUGCUGCAAGGGAAGUUGAAGGAGAUGGUGCCGGCGAAUGCGCCGAAUCAGAAGACACCCAUUUUCAUGGGACAUGGCGACGCGGAUCCGCUUGUUAGAGUGCAGUGGGGACUGGCUACGGCGGACAAAUUGAGGAGUUGGGGAUAUGAUGUGGACUUCAACACGUACCCUGGUCUACCACAUUCGGCUGCGCCGAAGGAAAUUGAUGACCUGGAGGUGUAUCUCAAAGAAAGAAUACCAGACCUCGAUGCCGGGAGCAAAGCGUGACUAGUCGAAGCUGAGCGAGAGAUCAAAGAGCCCUACGACGCCGGCGAGAUCAGGCUUGUGUUUGGAGUGGUUGGCUUGGUCCUCAUUUGGAUUCUCACGCUUGCUUUUUGGAGGCGAUGGAGGCGCUGAAAGAUGCAUGUCCUCAACGAUGCUCGAAUGUUAGAUGACGAAAUAGAAUCUCAACAAAGCUUUGGCACCGCACGCUAUACUCCGUAUGCCAAUC